GUGCUCUCUCGCUCGUCCCCAUAUUAUCGCAACUACCCCGCCCUGCCCCGUACGCAAGCAUAAGCUUCAUCUGUUACCCCGCCUGCGUUCGAUCAGUUCCCUCGUGGUGUGCAACCAUGGCCGUGUCGGAGUUGGCGGUCGACGGCGUCGUCUUCCCUCCGGUGGCACGCCCGCCGGGCUCCGCCCGCCCGCACUUCCUCGCCGGCGCAGGUGUGCGAGGGUUGGAGAUCGGCGGCAACUUCAUCAAGUUCACCGCCAUCGGCGUGUACUUAGAGGAGGACGCGGCCGUGUCCGCGCUGGCGAAGAAGUGGGCAGGGAAGUCCGCCGACGAGCUCGCCUCCGACGUCGCCUUCUUCCGCGACGUCGUCACGGGCGACUUCGAGAAGUUCACGCGGGUGACGAUGAUCCUGCCGCUGACGGGCGAGCAGUACUCGGACAAGGUGACGGAGAACUGCGUGGCGUACUGGAAGGCCACCGGCGUGUACACGGACGCCGAGGGCGCCGCCGUGGACAAGUUCAAGGAGGCGUUCAAGCCGGAGACGUUCCCGCCGGGCGCGUCCAUCCUCUUCACCCACUCGCCCGCCGGAGUCCUCACCGUCGCGUUCUCCAAGGACUCGUCGGUGCCGGAGGCCGGCGGCGUCGCGAUCGAGAACAGGCCCCUCUGCGAGGCCGUCCUGGAGUCCAUCAUCGGGAAGCACGGCGUCUCGCCGGCCGCGAAGCUGAGCAUCGCGGCCAGGGUGUCGGAGCUCCUCAAUGGGGCCGAGACCAGCCCGGCCGGCGACGCGCAGCAGGCGGAGCCCGUCCCGGUCUCCGCGUGAGCGGACAGCGCGCGA
Molecule: messenger RNA, 833 nt
Organism: Setaria italica (foxtail millet)
Lineage: Eukaryota; Viridiplantae; Streptophyta; Magnoliopsida; Poales; Poaceae
Product: chalcone--flavonone isomerase
Exons: 4
Coding region: 117-818 (233 amino acids)
Biological process (GO): flavonoid biosynthetic process
Molecular function (GO): chalcone isomerase activity
Source: RefSeq, a predicted model, not a curated record